AUGGUUAAUACCCCGUCACAGCAAGACCAGAACCCCACUGUACCAGCUGGAACCAGUAAUUGGGUGCCGUCCAUGGCCACUAUCCAAUGCGUCAUCCAGGCCACAGCCCAGUGGCGUCACCCAAACCACCUACUGCAAGGCAUCGCCCAGACCACCUACUGCAAGGCGUUGCCUAAGGCAUUGCCAGGACCACUCAGCUUUAAGGAGUUGCCCACAUCCUCGACAUGCACACCAGUGCUCAACGCUAGUGCUUGGUGCCACCUCUGUGUCUGCGCCUAUGCCUACCUCUGUCUAGCUAGCAUCGCCUCUUACACUGGUGUCGCCUUCAGUUGCCUAAGGGCACCACCUAGGCCGUCGUCGCUAGCCAUCUCCAAUGCUAAGGGUGUCGCCUAA
Messenger RNA from Ilex paraguariensis (yerba mate), 393 nucleotides. The record is from the annotation of a GenBank genome assembly. NCBI's taxonomy places the organism in Eukaryota, Viridiplantae, Streptophyta, Magnoliopsida, Aquifoliales, Aquifoliaceae.